Messenger RNA from Homarus americanus (American lobster), 1686 nucleotides. RefSeq lists its product as uncharacterized. The transcript has 9 exons. The record is from RefSeq and is a predicted model, not a curated record. The coding region runs from base 37 to 1686 and encodes 549 amino acids. NCBI's taxonomy places the organism in Eukaryota, Metazoa, Arthropoda, Malacostraca, Decapoda, Nephropidae.
CUUACGAAAACCUUCCUUGCUCCACUGAAAUACACAAUGGUGAUAAAUGCUGGAAUACUGUGGUGUGUCUUAACAGCUGCUGUGACUGAUGUUGGUACUGCCCAGCUGUUUCUCCCUUCAGUAGGGCGUAAGGUAGUAGUAGGCCUGAGCCAAGCAGUGACAGCUGUACUCAACGCCACGACAGAGACCAACUGCUCCUCCAUCCUGUUCACUGAUGGUGUCACCUAUCACACCACUAUAUACGAGAUGUGGAGUCAGCUGGUGGCCCCCUGGGGUGUGGCGGUGUUCGAGGUGGCAGUGGACGGUCAGGACGCUAACGUAACACAGGCGCAGCUCUCCCGGGCGGUCGACGAGGCUCGGCAGCUGCGGCAGGUGUCAUGGUGCGUGACGGUGGUUGUGGUGAGCGACGACCCAGCCUUCCUCGCCGCCUUCGCCGAGUGGUCCCUCAAGGGCCGCCUCCUGGUGUGGUCGACGAGGCUCCUUGUCGUCACUCGGUUACCAGCACAGGAGAUAAGAUCACUCUUGAAAAAACAUUGGUGUUUUUCAAUGAUGAACACUGUGAUGAUGAAGGUACAAGACUUAUCACAGACAAUAAGGUGUGGGGUAUACUUGCACCUGCCUUACAGCCCGCGGGGAGCAAAGGUGGUACAGGUGGCACAGUGGUCACCUCUCCAGGGCCUAGUCUACACCAUUUCCUUGCCGCUCUUUCCCGAGAAGUUCUCAAAUUUCUACGGUGCCAGGGUGAACGUGACCGCCCUGCCGUAUGCCCCGUACUGGAUGACCUCUGGUGAGGGCAACAACACCAAGCACUCCGGCAUUGACUACAACCAACUCGUGACUUUAUCAGAAGCUCUCAACUUUACUAUCCGCCUCUUACCAUCUGCCAACUGGGAUGAGGUAGGAACACAAAUCCACAGACGCUCCAAGGACCAUGACACACCUUUUGCUAUCUACGUCGGCAUGUCUGUGUUUGCUAAGACAAAAAAGAGGCAGCUUAUCGACAUGCUGCAUGAAAAUGAGGUCAGCAUUUCAUAUGACAGAGUUCUACAAUUAUCAGCCCAGUUAGGAGAAGCAGUUGUAUAUCAAUACGUGGAAGAUGAAGUGGUGUGUCCACCAAUCUUGAAGAAGCAGUUGUUCACGACUUCAGCAGUGGACAACAUUGACCACAACCCCACUGCGACUACGGUCAAAACGUCCUUCCAUGGGACCAGUGUGUCCAUCUUCCAACAUCCAAGCCCUGAGCAGGCUGAUGAGGAGCGUGAGCCACUCAGACGGAAUACAGAUACGAUGGUCAAGAAAGUUCCUAAACUUCCAGAGGCAUUCACCAAUGUCCAACCAGCUUAUAUUAUGAAGAAACCCAAUCCUCAGUUGGUAGAUCCCCAGUCAUUGCCAGCACCUGAGUCAAUCCAGUCCACACCUGCAGGAAGAGUAGCGAGGGAGUUCUACAAGAGGAACUUUGUUGUCCAAAAGUCAGGAAGAGAGUUCUCUGCCAUUGCUAUUGAUCAAGCCCAUGAACAAAACAAUGCAGUGAUUAAAGGCGAUGGAGGCGCAAUUGGGUUGACUGAGGACCCAGCAGCACUUCGUAGGUGGAUGGUGACGGGACCUGAAGUGAGUCGUCUUGUUGCUGGAUAUGAAGCUGCGUCAGGUGCAAAAGAUGGAACCACCACCAUCACGAGCAGACCCUGA